AAAUAAUCAUGGAUUAAAACGAUAGAUAUGACAACGAGAAAAUACUAAAAUUGUUGACAGAAGCUAAUCAAUUUUUUGAAUAGAAUAGAGAUUACCCACCUCAUUAGAUAGGAGAAUUUUUGGUUGAAUUUUGCAAACUAUUCAAACAAUUGGGAAAAUUGUUAUAUUUUGCAUUUUCAGAUGUUAUUGAAAAAGCCUAAAUUAUUAAAGAUAGAGGAAAUGAAUACAAUGAAUAAACUAAAGGAAUCUAUGGAGUUAUAUAGAUAGAGAAGUCAAAAGGAUUAAUGGAAUUAAACGGAGAGAAUAAUAAAGAGAUCUUAAAAAAUAAGGUAACGAUAACCAAUUCAUUUAUUCAUAGACUUUAGUUAACUACUAAUCUAUGGCAAGAACAAUUUUGAGAAUAAUAAGAUUCUUUAAUUACUUGAAAAUAAUGUUUUUAGAUGUUGAUACAAACAGAAAUAAAAAGUUUUCAGAUAUUUGUUCUGAUGCAUACAAUGAAGCUUUGGCACCUUAUCAUACGUAUAACUCAUUACAUAUUUCUAGAUUCAUGGUAAGGAAUGCUGCCAAGGCUGCUUGGUUGGCUGCUCCAAGUAGAACUAAAGUAUUUGAAACUUUUGUUGGACCCAAUCAAACUGAUGAAGCUGCUUAUGCAGCAAUCAAAAAAUUUGUCAAUGCUCUUGAACCAAUCAGACUCAACUUUUGGGAUUAUUAUAAUACAAACAAAUUAACAAAUCUUCCAUGAAAUAUCAUAUGCAUAAAAUUAAUCAUAUUUUCUAAUUUAUAAAAAUAUAGGUAAUUAUUUCCAACUAUUAGUUAUAUAAUUUUAAAUGGUCCAAAUUUAUCCACUAAGAGAAGAACCUUUGUAAAAUGCACCUAAACUUUCUUAUUUAAAUGCCUUGAUUGCACAACCCAUCAAUUCAUUAUACACUUUAUGACCGGCACUU
Paramecium octaurelia is the source of this 944-nucleotide messenger RNA. The record is from the annotation of a GenBank genome assembly. Lineage: Eukaryota; Ciliophora; Oligohymenophorea; Peniculida; Parameciidae.